This is a messenger RNA of Pocillopora meandrina, 3881 nucleotides long. The record is from the annotation of a GenBank genome assembly. NCBI's taxonomy places the organism in Eukaryota, Metazoa, Cnidaria, Anthozoa, Scleractinia, Pocilloporidae.
AUGAUGCAAAUGAAAACAGCUUUUACAAAUCUCAUCUUUGCGUUGCUGAUGCUGUUUGGUUAUGGAGUGAUGCCAUCAUUUAACUGCCCACCGAAAUGUGGAUGUGAACAAAAAGCGAAUGGUUAUUCAGUAAACUGUGCGAACCAAGGAUUGAAAACGCCAAUAAACCCUAAUGAUCUGCCGGACGACACAUUCGAACUGUGAGUAAGACCGAUCGUAUGUUAUGGGCUUUGUCGUUUUAGGAUUACGCUGAUGUUUAUAUUCUUGUCUUUACUGUGUUUUCUGUGUAAUUUUUUCUCGACAUAGAACUCUUCUCCAAUUGUAAAGCCGCAGUUAAUAUCCUAACUGACUUUAUGAAAAGCCAAGUUAGUCAUGGUUUUUGAGCAUAGUAGGAAUUUUGAAGCCUUUGCCUUUUUGCCUCCAUUGCAGCGAUCUGUCAGAUAAUGCGAUACAGACGAUCAAAAACAAUGCCUUCAAAAGGAAAAAUCUCACAAAAAUAAAGCGAUUGUAAGUGGAAUCUUUAUGUUUUCUUUUUUUUAUUUCAUGGAAAGUUAAAGUUCAUUUGAUUAAUGAACCGGGUAGCUACAAAUGAUAUUAACAUGCAUGCACAUUAAUUGAAUUUUCUAUUAUUUUCCGCAAAGUUUCCAUUGUUCAAUUUGUUAUACAUCCUAUGGUUGCAUCAUUUGCAAAGUUUAUAGUGACCAAUAUCAAUAACCCCAAAGAACAUACAAAUACUUGUGAGAAAGUUUCUGAAUAUUGAUUGCUUGAUUUAAUAUGGAAGGAAUUUGCUAUUUACUUCCAAUCUCCAUCCCCGUUUCUCUACGCUGUCCACAAUGUUUCUUUGUGCGUAUAAGUGUGUACUUAUCUUCAAAAUAAACUUAUUGUGUUUAUCUUUCUGGCUUUUUAUGUCGCUCGAAUUUUUGCGUGCCCGGUUGUUGCAAUAAUUGAAAGAGUCAAUGGGAAUCAAUCGAAGUGGCUUCCUGCUACGCAUAUAGUACACGAUGAUGUAGUGCUCACUUCCCCUCAGUUAGGCUCACGAUAAUUUACAAAAUUUUAUGGCACUUCCGAUGGUAAUUAGAAGACAACUUAGCCUCUGACUCGAAAAUCCUCGUCAGUAUUAAUUGAUGUUGUGUGUGUGUGUGUUUUUUUUUUCAGACUUUUGUCUGGCAAUGAACUAGAAAAGAUCGAACCAGAUGCGUUCUCAGGGUUGAACAGAUUAACAAAGCUGUGAGUAGUAUGUUUAAAUGUGCUAUACUAUCCUCACAUAAGCUGAGAAAACAGCAGUGCGGGUUAAAAUUAGUAGAGUUGGUAUUUACUGGUUUUCAGUUUUUUUUUUAACAUAUUGUAGAAUUCUUGAUUUCAUGUUGAGUAUCAUGCAUGGUUUAGCUUGUUGCUCAACCAAAUAUGAUGUACACAAUUUCUUGUAGGAAAGUAAGAAAAUAUGAGACCCAUAUUAUUUGGGUUUUCUCAGAUGUCUUGCAAGAUAAGAUGACAAAAUGUUAAAGGGCUGGUCAAGUUAUCUUGCAACUGCUCCCUUUCUUUAACAAGUGAGGGUGCUGAUAAGAUAGAAAGAAAGAAGGGUGGGUCAUACCAAUUCCCUUCCCCAGUCCAUGUUUUUUGUUUUUUGUGUCUUUUUUUAAUUCCACCUCUCGGAUUGUAAAAAUUAGGAAUUUAAUUCUAGAUUCCUCUUAACAGCAGAAUUUAGUUAAGCUUAUCAUGGUACAUUCCAGUAGGUUAAGCUCUCUCUUCACAUUUGAGAAAGUUUAACCUCUUUAGUCCCAAGAGUGGAGUUGUAAUUCUCAUUAUUAAUUAGUGUAAGAGCUUUUGUUACCUGUCAGUGCAAAGAAUUUGAUCUAAGACUGAUUAACCUACCAUGCCCCGGCUGAUAAUGUUUUCAACUUUGAUAUCAGAAGGGGUACGGUAAUUUCAUAUUUGUGGAAGUAAAAGGGUUUAUUGAGGCACGAAGCUCACCAAACAAAUACUUCAUGUGAAAAUAAAUUGAUAUCCUUUCCACACAGUAAAUGUGAGCAUUUUUCUCUUUUUCUGAAUAGGAGGAUUGAAUUAAAAUUGAUUAAAAUGGGAAUCAAUUCAGUUGUUUUUAUAAAAAUCCAGCGUAAAUUGAUUAUUGAUUAGGAACAAUUAUCAGCAAAAACUGAUACAGUAUGGAAAGUUACAGUGUUUAUUUCCAAUAGAUAUACAGUGUAUGCUGUAAAAAGCUAUGAAAAGGAGAGGUUUCUUUAUUUGCAACUAAACUAACUUAUCAGUUGAUCUUUGCCAGUUUAUUAAUUCAAUAUACUGGGCCUCUGUUUACAAGAUCUGUUUAUCCCUCUAUAAGAUUUGUAUUUUGAUUUUUACCAGUUCUCUUUUGCAUUUAUACAUGUAUCUUGUAUAGAAUAGUUACUCUUACUAUGAAAUAUUUCAUUGAGGUAUUUUAAUUUUGGUCUGUAUAUUUUAUAACACCUGUAAUUUACUUUAUUACUCACUGACAUUUAUUUUUUAUUUAUUUUAGUUUAUAAUUUGUAAUUUUUCUUCCUCAGUGAUCUUAGUCGCAACAAAUUAUUCCUCCUGGAUGAAGCUGUCUUUAGGAAACUGAGGAAUAUUAGAAUAAUGUGAGUUAUGACACCUACCAGUUAUUAUGUGCACCAUGAUUGUUCAAUUUAGUAAGCUGUAUUUAACUGUUUGACCUUCAAAAUUCAAAAGUUUGUUUGAAUUGAAGUCUCCCCCUCUACUUGAACCCAAAUAUAUAAAAUAAUUAUCUUAACCACCUCAUUUUUUUAUGCAAAGUUUUUUCUGCUCAGAUUUAUGGCCCACCUGGUUAGUAGAGAUAUUUUUUUCUCAUUUAGUCAUUUCAACCUACAAUGUUUAUUCUGUAACUGUCAAAACUUACUUAUGAAUAUAGAUAAACUCUCAUACUUUACAUUCACAAAGUAUUUUAUGUUUUGUUUACAAGUUGUACGCACCAUUUUAAUACCUUUACCAUGCACCAGUACAUGUACAUUUGAUUACAGGGAAUAUCACUCUUUCCUCUUGUAACCAAGAUUGUAAGAAUUAACAAUAUUGUUCAAGGUUUCCAGUGUAAAGCUUGUGCGACAUGUCAUUGUUUAUUUUUGUGAGGAAUCUUUUAGUGAAUAAGUAAGUUAAUACUUUCAAAGUGAUAUAAUUUACUUUAAACCAAAUCAAAAGAAAUAGAGAGACACUUCUGUCAGUCCAAUUUAACUCUCUUGCAUCAGCAAGUCAAAUAUAUCAUAUUUAUUUGCCUAUAAGCUGAGAUCGUCUAACUUUUAGCUUUUAAAAUUAAAGCUGUUGGACUCUAAUAAAAAAAAAAACCUAAACUUAGGCUAUAAUACAUUGUUGUUGUUGUCCAUGUCUGAGAGGUACUCCUAACUAGCUGUAUAUUUAAUAUCAAUCCUACCCCUUGUAGCCAACUUUUUUUGUGAUAAACCUUCUUCUUCUUUUUUUUUUCAGUGAUGUUUCAAACAAUCACAUGUUCAAGCUAAAUAAGACUCAAUUUUCUGGUUGCAAGAAUCUUAGGAUAAUGUAAGUUUGUUAGAGGUAAAAUGUUGAGUCAAUUACUGGAUAUAGUGUACAUGUACAUGCAUCAGUAACUCACAGUCAGCUGUUGGAUUGGUUUAUAAAUUUUGAGCUCGAGUUCUCUCCUAGUCAGGCAUCAAGACUCCUGACCUCAAGUCCCUGCUCUCUUUAUGGCCAAAAGAUGAUUGCAGUCAAUUUGUCAUCAAUAAUUUACUAUAUUCAUUGUUUGAUUUGUGGGAUGACUUUUCAUUUCCUUUUCCUUUUUUCCUUUCAGAAAUUUAUCUUCCAACAGGCUGACUCUCCUUCCUGAAGGAUUAUUUAACUCACUUGGUAACUUACAAAAAAUGUGA